This is a messenger RNA of Daldinia vernicosa, 1263 nucleotides long. RefSeq lists its product as uncharacterized. Bases 1 to 1263 code for a protein of 420 amino acids. NCBI's taxonomy places the organism in Eukaryota, Fungi, Ascomycota, Sordariomycetes, Xylariales, Hypoxylaceae. The record is from RefSeq and is a predicted model, not a curated record. The transcript has 3 exons.
AUGCAUUUCCUCAUUAUUCACAACAGAUCCAACCACGAGCAGAUCUUUCAGUGUAAUGGCUACAAUGGAAAUCAGCAGCUAAAGAUCCCAGCAAACGGCCAAGCCAAGCUCGAGGCUCCCGAUGGUUCUUCUGGGGCCAUCAUCGCCAUCCACGAGGGAGUUAUCGGCGAGCAAUGCGAGAUCACCAAGCACGGCUGGAUGGGAAACGACACAAUCGACAUUAGUAACAUCUGCGGCGCUGGUGGAAACAUGACUUGCCAACAGGUCGGUGACCCAGCUGGAAAAUUCAAAGGCCACGAGACCUUUAUGCAGGCUUGCAACGCGGCCUACCAUAAGCUCUCUCAGGAUAAGAAGAAUCAGCUUAACGGCCAUGUCUUCCUCGAUGGCAAUGGCAACGUCAAACGCAUCGGGGCUCCGAAGGACUUCCAGCCCCUGGAAGAGUUCGUGAGGACCUUUGCUGAUGGACGAACUUAUAUCGGUGUUGGCGCGUGGGGGCCCAAUAAUGGAAACCCUCACGAUAAUGAGCAGAGCAAGGCCGGUAACGGUAGCAAGGACAUUCUAAUUAUUUACAGUGAUGGUAAUGCUGCCCCCGACGCUAACAUUCCGUUCGCUAGCCAGUUCGUCGAAGCGGCCUCUUUUGUAUCAUUCGCUGCAGCCCCUGGAGGACUAGCCGAACAGCCCAUGACCGCCAGCUCCUCCGGCCCCGGUAUCCUCCUGACCAAUCAGUCCGGCAAAGCGCAUAGGUACUUCUUCUACGACAACUACUGGAACGGCAACGGCGAGGCUGGCGCUAACUUCGACCACCCGCUGACGGACGUCGAAGUGGGGCCGAACCAGACCGUCCACGUACCCCUGAAGCUCGAGUUCAAGGGCCGCGUGCAGCGCGGAGACCAGCAGCCCGCCACAUGGGGCGAGUUCCAAGUCAAAGCCGCCGACGACGGGCGUGCGCACGGCGAUAUCUCGAUCCAGCAGGGGUGCGACGGCGCCGCUACCGUUGCUUCGACGGAUGGGACCAACGCGUCGAACGGGUUUACCGAGGACAUCCUCAAAGAUGCGCCGGCGGCUGCGCUUGACAAGAAACCCAACGGCGAGAAGACCCUUGCUAGUACCGAGGGUAACUGGAAGGGCCCGGGAAACCAGGCGGCUAUUGAUUGGGAGUACCAGAAGCUGGGACAGGGCAAGGCGUACAUUAAGGGGGGAAGUGGAGUGCCGGAUGUGGCUAGUAAGAACAACUGCCUCCACUUCACCUUUUACGUGCCGUAG